AUGGGCAGGCAUAGCCAAUACUUGACAGCUGCAGCCUUGGGUUUGGUUUUUGUAUGUGCUUUGUUUGUAAGUGGUGGAAAUGCACAAGAAGCAACCACUCUUGUUCCAGCCAUCAUGACCUUUGGUGACUCUGCAGUUGAUGUGGGCAACAAUGACUAUCUCCCAACUAUCUUCAAGGCUAAUUACCCUCCAUAUGGAAGGGACUUUGUCAACCAUCAGCCUACUGGCAGGUUUUGCAAUGGGAAGCUAGCCACUGACAUCACUGCUGACACUCUGGGGUUCACGACUUACCCACCGGCAUACCUUAGCCCACAGGCAUCAGGGAAGAACCUUCUGAUUGGAGCCAACUUCGCUUCAGCUGCAUCCGGUUACGACGAAAAAGCAGCAACUCUAAAUCAUGCAAUCCCAUUGUCCCAGCAGCUACAAUAUUUCAGGGAAUAUCAGGGUAAGCUGGCCAAGGUAGCAGGCAGUAAGAAAGCAGCAUCCAUCAUCAAAGAUGCACUCUAUUUAUUGAGUGCUGGCAACAGUGACUUUCUUCAGAACUAUUAUGUCAACCCUUAUCUUAACAGAGUCUACACUCCUGAGCAAUAUUCCUCUAUCCUUGUUGGCCUCUUCUCAAGCUUUGUUAAGGAUUUGUAUGGCUCGGGAGCCAGGAAAAUUGGUGUGACUUCACUCCCUCCAUUGGGUUGCCUUCCAGCUGCAAUCACCUUAUUUGGAUACCAUGAGCAAGGGUGCGUGGCUAGAAUCAACUCUGAUGCCCAAGGGUUCAAUAAGAAGAUAAGCUCCGCCGCAGCAAAUCUCCAAAAGCAACUUCCUGGCCUUAAGAUCGUCAUCUUCGACAUUUUCAAGCCUCUCUAUGAUGUGAUUAAAGCCCCAUCGAAUUACGGGUUUGCGGAAGCAAGGAGAGGUUGCUGUGGAACUGGGUUUGUAGAGACAACAUCACUGCUGUGCAAUCCACACUCGAUCGGAACUUGUUCGAAUUCGUCUCAAUAUGUGUUCUGGGAUAGCGUCCAUCCAUCUCAAGCUGCUAAUCAAGUUCUUGCUGAUGCAUUGAUUAUCCAGGGCAUCUCCCUCAUUGGAUGA
Messenger RNA from Prunus armeniaca (apricot), 1083 nucleotides. The record is from the annotation of a GenBank genome assembly. Lineage: Eukaryota; Viridiplantae; Streptophyta; Magnoliopsida; Rosales; Rosaceae.